AUCUACCCCAGGUGUUUCGCAGCGAAGAGCAACUUUAAACAAAGAUUUAUUUAUAAAUAUUGAACGGUAGAAGAGGAGCUUGGAAAGGGAACUCGUGUGAGUGAUGUUGCCCAGUUAGCCGGUGUUGAUCUGUCCAAACCAUGAUGAUGGAGAACCACGAUGAUGUCAUAGAGGCUGAGCUUGCCCAGGUCAGACUCAAGGUGCCCGCUAUAGAAGGGUUCAUAUUGGACGCUGCAGUACCCAUUCUUGUCAGAGCAAUAUACAGGCGGACAGAGCACAAGCAGGUGACGAUCCAUGUGCAGUUUCCGGCGGGGUACCCGCGCGAGCCGGUCAUCAUGGAGUUCAAGAGCAAGACGCUGUCGGACAGACUGCUGGACGGACUGAUGAAGGUGUGUGAUGAGGAGGCCAAGAGGAACGUGGGACAGAGACAGGUUAUUCUGAUGUUGAAUUUCAUUAAAAAGUUCAUCGACGAGAACCCGCUGUGUGUGUGUCAUCCAGAAAUCUCCUACAUCAAACAGUCACUGAUUUCCGGCGAUGACAAAGUGAUACUCAAACAAAAAAACUCUCAAAUUGUGAUCAAAGUGUUUCAAGACAGUUACUUCAUGAACAUUCGUAUCUCUGUGCCCGAAGACUACCCCAUCGCUCAAGUGCAAACGGAGAUUACUGAUACCAAUUUCCCGAUACUGCUGAGGACGAACUUCCAAGCCCAGGCGAUCGAGAUAGCGAGACAGUGCAUCCAGCCACCUCUCAAGAAAACACCCAAAGCACCGCCUUUUGUGCCGAAGCCUUCAUUACGUCCAGUGUGUGACUAUUUGAUAAGUGUGUGUGUGAAGAGAUAUCCACAAGAGAUCUGUCCUAUUUGCAAAGAGAAAGUUCUUUCAGAGGAUCCAAAGUUGGUGAACAGUGAUCCUAAGAGAGGCAUCGAGCGCGUGUACUGCGGCCAUUUGUUUCACAACGAGUGUCUGGAUGCGUACAUGAAGACACCACCCUUUACUGGAGGCAAGAAGUGUCCGGGCUGUGAUCAGCGAAUAUUCCAUGACAAGUGGAAGAUUCCCCCCGAACUAGCCGAAACUCGGUGGGCUCACAAACAGGCGCGACAGAGAGAACUCGAGGAGGUGGUCGACUUCCUCUCAUAGUGCUAGCUUGUUUGAAAUAUACACAUUAAACAAAAAUAACAUGUUCUCAUCUAUACACAGUGGAAACUAGUUUUUAUAAAACUUGUUUCCUCCUUGAGAUGUCAGUUAGAAAAAAACAAAAAACUAUAUGUUUGAUAGACAUUAUUAUAUGACCUUGUCUGUCGUACUGAUUUUACGAAAUGAGAGUGAAGGUAAUUCAUGAAUCCUGUCACAAGUUUCAUAAAAUUAGUACGAUUCACACGAAAGUGUAAUAGUUUUUAUGAAGACUGUCAGAAUGUUUGUAACUAGGAGACGAUAAAGUGAUGUCAUUUUAGUAAGUCAUUACACAGAGCUAAGAUUGUGGAGGCCGCAUUAUGUUAGGAUGUCCUUCCCAAAAUUAUGUACUUUGUUAUGCACAUAAAAUGAUUAUGACGUGUGUCAUACUGGUUAUAUUUCCCUGUUGAACUAUGUGGAAAAUAAAAACAUUUAUAACUUCAGUUAUAUACCACAGGCUGCAUAUUCAUAAACAUACUUCAAGGUAAAGUUCAUAAUAAAAACAUUUAUAACUUCAGUUAUAUACCACAGGCUGCAUAUUCAUAAACAUACUUCAAGGUAAAGUUCAUAAUAAAAACAUUUAUAACUUC
This is a messenger RNA of Gigantopelta aegis, 1759 nucleotides long. RefSeq lists its product as uncharacterized. The transcript has 8 exons. Bases 141 to 1136 code for a protein of 331 amino acids. Gene Ontology annotation, molecular function: protein binding; metal ion binding. The record is from RefSeq and is a predicted model, not a curated record. NCBI's taxonomy places the organism in Eukaryota, Metazoa, Mollusca, Gastropoda, Neomphalida, Peltospiridae.